Messenger RNA from Cooperia oncophora, 396 nucleotides. Lineage: Eukaryota; Metazoa; Nematoda; Chromadorea; Rhabditida; Trichostrongylidae. The record is from the annotation of a GenBank genome assembly.
AUGUCAUCUUCUGACGAGGAAAAGAAGUCACCGAAGAAAUCAAAGAAAGAAAAAUCAAAGAAGGAGUCCAAGAAAGAAUCAAAGAAGCCAGAGAAACGCCGUGUAGACAGCGACUCGUCUUCUGACGAAGGUGUGAUAGACGCCGCGCCGGUGAAGAAAUCAAAGACUGGUGGCAAUCGUAUCAAAAAUGCCGAUGGAGAGGAGAUGAUUGAACUUGGAAGUAUGAGAUAUGUGACGGUCAGAAACUUCCGAGGGAAAAUGCUCAUCGACAUCCGUGAAUAUUAUUCGGAUAAGACGUCAGGAGAGCUACGUCCGUCAAAGAAAGGCAUCAGUCUCAGUAAAGAACAGUACCAGAAUUUGAAAGCUGUCAUGAGCGAUAUCGAUGCGAAGCUAUGA